This is a messenger RNA of Colletotrichum phormii, 801 nucleotides long. RefSeq lists its product as uncharacterized. The transcript has a single exon. Bases 51 to 560 code for a protein of 169 amino acids. Lineage: Eukaryota; Fungi; Ascomycota; Sordariomycetes; Glomerellales; Glomerellaceae. The record is from RefSeq and is a predicted model, not a curated record.
UUGGAUGGGAACGAAAUGGCCCUCUACUGGGAACUGGACUGGACCGGCGGAUGUGCAUGGCCCUGCAACUCUCUUGCUCGGCGCUCGCCCAGUCGUCCGUCUCUGACUCUCACACUCACACUACCUUACUUCCGCACCCGUACCCCCAGCGUGUGUCGUCCUCUCACGGCAAGUCGUCUUCUGAGUCCCGGUCUUUUCUGCCCUUGCUCCCUGACCCGACCCCCCAUUGGGUUGUUGUCUGCCGUCUUCCCUGGCGGGGAGUGCAGCGCCAUGCCAUGCCACGCCCUCCUACCUUUGCCUGCCCUGCCCCAUGUUGUGCUGUGUGUGCCUCUGCUCUGCUGUGCUUUGCGUUGCUGCACUUUGCUUCGUCGUCUUUGGUUCGCUCUGGUCCAAUCCAAUCCUGUUCGAGCAAAGCAAUCCAACCCGCCCUUUCUGCCCUGCAACGACAUGACUUUCCGGACAUGGAACAUGGUCCCGGUCAUGGGCUGGCUGCUGCUCUUUUGAUCGGAGGACGAAGAGGAGUAGCGGUAGUAAUAACUGGCUGGCUAGCAGUACCGUAAAGUAAAGACCGGCCGGUCCAACCCAGCCCCAGCCCCAGGCCCAGGCCCAGCCGUAUUGAUUGUCCAGUCUACCAACUCGGUCCCGUCUUGGUGCAUGGUUUCCCUCACUCUUUCUGCACAUGUACGUAUGUAUUGUAUUGUAUGCUCUUACUAGUUCCCCGUCCCGGUGCCAUUGCCCGGGCAUUCUGCGAGGGCUCCAUCAUCAGUGGUCUUGUCUUGUUCCAAGCCUGUCCUUCGUGAG